Molecule: messenger RNA, 1125 nt
Organism: Cutaneotrichosporon cavernicola
Lineage: Eukaryota; Fungi; Basidiomycota; Tremellomycetes; Trichosporonales; Trichosporonaceae
Exons: 12
Coding region: 1-1125 (374 amino acids)
Cellular component (GO): Golgi apparatus
Source: RefSeq, a predicted model, not a curated record
AUGGACGACAUUCCUCUCCAGGGCAAGGCCACGAGGAGCACAAUCUCGACGGUCGCGCAGACCCCAAAGACCCGCCCAUGGUCCUUCCGCAAGACGUACCGCGACUCUGCCACCGACGAGCGCAUCUACCUCUGUGUCGCCCUCACCGAGGCUGUGACUGUGACUGUACUCGCAUUGGCCGCCUUCAUUGUCAUGGUCACACGCAUGCCACCAUCCAACAAGCAGACGAUUGGAGUGUCAGUAUACAUGGCCAUAUUUGUAUUGGGCCGCAUCUUCUCCCUCGCGUACUCGCUCGACGCGAUCCGUUCCCGAAACAUCAUCCAGCUCGUACAUCACAUCUUCUUCCAAGUGUGCAUGUUCGUUUAUGCUGUCGCGGAGAUCCCCCAGACUCGCUCCGCCCUCAAGAACCUCAACGACCCCGGAGGCUGUCUCAUUCGGAACGGCGACUUUGACUGCUUGGGGCGCGGCUCGUUGUACUACCUUCUGCUAAACAUCUUAAUCUGGCCGAUCAUCAUCACGGCCGUCGCCACGGCAGCCUACAUCGUGCUCGUGCGGCGACUUACCCUUCGGUUCGGGUGGGAAGAGUGCAGGAUCGUCAACGCCAACUAUGAGCUGAGGCGAAUGUACCGCACAUACUCGUGCAUGGUGUCGCUGCUCAAGCUCCUGAUGUUCUUCGCCAGCGCGUUCUGCAUGGCCUACAUCGUCCUCAUCACUGUACUGUGGAAGAACAAGGUCGAUAUUAUCAUCACUAUCGUCGCACUCCCGAUCUUCUAUCCCACCAUUCUCGCCACUGGAUGGGCCCUGCUCUCCGAGGAUUUCGCCCUCAUGAUCAUCUGUCUCGUGCUCCUGCUGGUGGGAGAGGCGUAUCUCGUAUACAAAAUGGCCUCCCUGUGGGUGCCACGUACCGCCAAGCUGUACACCAGUACUCGCGCCACGCUUGCAGUGUUAUCCGCGUUUGCCAUCGUCCUGCUUCUGGCCGUCAUCGUCAACGGCAUCGCUUGCCUGUUCAACUUUGGCAAGGGCCUCCUCCCUGCACACCAGGAGCGGCGGCGGCGGUCAGCGAGGUACUUGAACCCCCUGGCCGGGCAGGAGCGCGAGUUGGAGACUCGCCUUGUUAUCGAGUAG